AUGAGGGUCUGCGUCUGGCGCCGGAUCGAGCAAGCCUGUCUGCGAUGCGCUAGAGUCUGCCGAGGGCCUCGAUGUAAGUCGGAGCUCGCGGCGGGUGUGGCCCGGUGUAACGCUCCAGGCUGGCAACAGAGCAGAGAAUAG
Messenger RNA from Theileria orientalis strain Shintoku, 141 nucleotides. RefSeq lists its product as hypothetical. The record is from RefSeq and is a predicted model, not a curated record. Lineage: Eukaryota; Apicomplexa; Aconoidasida; Piroplasmida; Theileriidae. The transcript has a single exon. The coding region runs from base 1 to 141 and encodes 46 amino acids.